Molecule: messenger RNA, 2461 nt
Organism: Cygnus olor (mute swan)
Lineage: Eukaryota; Metazoa; Chordata; Aves; Anseriformes; Anatidae
Product: aromatase
Exons: 9
Coding region: 430-1941 (503 amino acids)
Molecular function (GO): monooxygenase activity; heme binding; iron ion binding
Source: RefSeq, a predicted model, not a curated record
ACAAGUGAACUCAUUCAAUGCUUCCACAUGUGCUGAGAGUUUAAUUUCUUGUGUUUUGGUUAGAAAUUUGCAAGGAGUAACCUCAGCAUUGGCCAGCCAAGCCAAUAUCAGAGAUAAGAGGUCUGUUAGCCAAAGCAUCUAAAACUAUGCUUCAAUAUCAAGGUCAGAAAAGCUUACUUAUUUCCAAGCCAAAAGAGUGUCUGCCGCACGUCUGUUUCAACUUGUGAUGUAGCUUGUCCUGGCAAGCAGUCCCAGCAGUCAGUCUCAUUAUAAAAUAAAGCUACCUCAAGAAGUAAUUUGCUCAUUUACAGGACCUCCAGAGGGUUGAGAGGUACCAACUAAAGUUGUAUGUAUCUUAAAGCUUUGUAAACCUCUGCCUCUUUCCCCAUUCUCUCUUUCUCUAAAGCAAAGCAGAAUCUCUUGGAAAAGAUGGUAUUGGAAACUCUGAAUCCAAUGCGCUACAUCACCAGCCUAGUACCAGAUGUGAUGCCAGUGGCCACAGUGCCCAUACUCAUUCUUAUGUGCUUUCUGUUUCUAAUAUGGAAUCAUGAAGAAACAUCAUCAAUACCAGGGCCAGGAUACUGUAUGGGAAUUGGCCCCCUCAUUUCACAUGGGAGAUUUCUCUGGAUGGGAGUAGGUAAUGCCUGCAACUACUACAAUAAGACAUACGGAGAAUUUGUGAGAGUUUGGAUCAGCGGUGAAGAAACAUUUAUAAUCAGCAAAUCUUCAAGUGUAUUCCAUGUAAUGAAACAUUGGAACUAUGUUUCUCGAUUUGGGAGCAAGCUUGGAUUACAGUGCAUUGGCAUGUAUGAAAAUGGGAUCAUAUUUAAUAACAACCCAGCACAUUGGAAAGAAAUUAGACCCUUUUUCACCAAAGCCCUGUCUGGUCCUGGUCUCGUGCGUAUGAUAGCCAUUUGUGUUGAAUCAACAAUUGAUCACCUGGAUAAACUAGAAGAAGUGACCACUGAAGUAGGAAACAUCAAUGUGUUGAAUCUUAUGAGACGGAUCAUGCUUGACACAUCUAACAAACUCUUUCUAGGGAUCCCUUUGGAUGAAAGUGCCAUUGUACUUAAGAUUCAGAACUACUUUGAUGCUUGGCAAGCACUUUUAUUAAAGCCUGACAUCUUUUUUAAGAUUUCUUGGCUGUGCAAGAAAUAUGAAGAGGCAGUCAAGGAUUUGAAAGGAGCAAUGGAAAUCUUAAUAGAACAGAAGCGACAAAAGCUUUCCACCGUUGAAAAGUUAGAUGAGCACAUGGAUUUUGCAUCCCAGCUGAUUUUUGCACAGAACAGAGGAGAUCUGACUGCUGAGAAUGUGAACCAGUGUGUGCUGGAGAUGAUGAUUGCUGCUCCUGAUACUCUGUCUGUGACUCUCUUCUUUAUGCUAAUAUUGAUUGCGGAGCACCCCACAGUGGAAGAGAAGAUGAUGAGAGAAAUUGAAACUGUUAUGGGUGACAGAGAUGUACAGAGUGAUGACAUACCAAACCUGAAAAUUGUGGAGAAUUUUAUUUAUGAGAGCAUGAGAUACCAGCCUGUUGUGGACUUGAUCAUGAGAAAAGCUUUACAAGAUGAUGUGAUUGAUGGCUAUCCUGUGAAAAAGGGGACAAACAUUAUUCUCAACAUUGGACGUAUGCAUAAGCUUGAAUUCUUCCCAAAGCCAAAUGAGUUUUCUCUUGAAAAUUUUGAGAAGAAUGUUCCUUCACGCUAUUUUCAACCGUUCGGAUUUGGCCCUCGGGGCUGUGUAGGAAAGUUUAUUGCCAUGGUAAUGAUGAAAGCAAUUCUGGUGACUCUUCUGAGACGGUGCAGAGUACAGACAACGAAAGGAAGAGGACUUAACAACAUCCAGAAAAACAAUGACUUAUCCAUGCACCCAAUAGAAAGGCAGCCUCUGCUGGAAAUGGUUUUUACACCAAGAAGAAAUACAAACAAGAAGCAGAGUGACUAAAAAGGAUCAGCAUUAAAGUUAGAGGGCAUUCUCAGCCAGUCACUUUAAGAAAUGCUCCUCGCUCCUAGGUAAAGAUAUAAUGUAAAGCAUUUUGAUGCCCCUAAAUCACUACAGCUCCAAGUGACCACCUGUUCCGCCCAUACAAAAGAACUAAAGUUCUGGCCAUAACUUCAAUGUAAUAAAAUAAGACCAAAUUUGCAAAAUAGUCCUGUUGUCAGGUGACGCCACACUAUACACAGGACUCCCGACUACUUUUUAAAACUGUCAAGUUCAGAUGAAGUCACAUCUCACUUUUCAAAUGGUGCAAAGUCAGAGCUUUGGGGGUCAAAAUCACAUGCCUGAUGCGUGCUAAAUUCCAGGGCUCAUUUCUGGGUUUGUUACCUUCUGUCUCCAAGUUGGACUUAGCAGUACUUACUUACUGUGAAAGUUCUAAUCAUCUGUUUUCAAACACAUCUGAAUAAUACCAAAUUUGACUUUAAGAAUAUGAAACAAUUUAAAAUGCAUAAAGCUGUCACACUAA